ACAUUGAAGCGAAAACACAAGAGGGGUGCAACUAUCUGGGCUAGAGAUGGAGUUGGGGGGGGAGCUACAACGAGGAGCAGACGACUGGUUGAUGACCUAGGAAGAAGGAUGCAGGAGGUUACAGGUGAUGGUGGGCGAGCUGUCUUUGCGAUCAUACGAGGAGCCAGAGGACGUAGGGGGGGCGAUCUCUCUGGCUGGCUGGGUGAAGAAUAUGGCCGACGACAUGCUGGACAUCAUCUGGGAGCUGGAGGAGGGGCCGGAUCCCCAGCUAGAAUCCUGCAUCGAUUGGACGAGGGCACAUGGCAUGAUGUCUAGCUGUUAUACCCUCUUCACUGAGGGCCGUAACCUGCGCUAUAAGCUGGAGGAGCGGUUGAUAGGCAAUGGCGACAAGGAGGAUGAGAACUGGCAGGAGAAUGGAGCGCAGGAAGACAAGGCUAACUCCGACGUCAACACCGACAACAACAACAACAACAAUAUUAACAACAACAACGACUACAACAACAACAGCGACAACGACAACAACAACGGGCUUAGCAAUAAAAACAAUGACAACAACAACAUCAGCAACGACAACGACUUCAACAACAACAACGACAACAACAACGGUCACAGCGACAACAACAACGGUCACAGCGACAACGAUGUCAGCAUCAACAACAACAACAACGUCAACAAUUACAUCAACAACGACAAAGACUACAACGGCAGCGAUGACCACGGCAACAGUGAUGCGGUGGGAAUUGGGGCAGAUAACAACAACAACGACGAUGGGGAUGAUAACAACAACAACUGCGAUGAUGGCAGCAAUGGUGACGGCGGUGGCAGCGAUGAUGGCGAUAGAGAUGUGAGGAUUGGGGAUGAUAACAGUGAUGGGGAUGACAAUAACAACAACAGAGAUAGGGAUGAGAACAACAACAACUACAAGGAUGGCGGCAACGACGACGGCGGUGGAAGCGGCUACGACAGCGGCAACAAUGACCAUGGGAGCAGCAGGGCAGAGAGCAUCAACACGACGGGAAAGAAGCCCCAUGCUGACGUGGUGGGGAGUGGAGUAGACACGGAUAAGAGGGUCAUAUGCGGAGUGAUGUGCCUGGUGGACGAGACGAUCCCCUAUGGCUUACUGGGGGGAGACGAGAUACCGGAAUGGGCAGCAAGAAGUGCAGCCAUAACAGUGGAAUUAAACACCUUUGUGUGGAAGCCGAACUACUUGGAGAAGAGGAUCGAGCCAAAGGCGAUCCCGCUCCUUGAUCCCAAGCAUUGGCAGGUGUGGCGCGAGACUUUUGUCGAUCUGUCUGUGUGCUUGGCCCGAGUGGAGGUGACGUGGACGAGGAUCGACGAGCAUCAGGUGUGUAUCGAGUACCUGGAGCUACUGAUCAUUCAGGCUUGGAGAACUGACGUGGAGGGCGAUCUUCUCGGUUUUCUUUUCGGAUCGGUGCGGCCAGGCCAUCGCCAACCAAUUGUCCAGGAACUCGUCGUCCCACUCGCGCAACUGGUCGACGACCUCUCUCUCGAUAUUGUUUCGCAAAGUGACGAGAGUCCGGCUCCGCACGUCCUUACUCGGACCUUGGCACCGUAUCUUCAGUGGUCGGCGUGCUUGGAAGAACCAGGGAGUGAAAGCACCCUGCCAUCGCGGCAGGAGUACUUGAAGCCGUCCGGAGUCAUCGAUCUUGCCUUCUAUCCGAAGCAAGAUACGUCCGAGGAGGCGGUGGAAGAGGAAGAGGAGGAAGCCACCAAAGAAGAGGGCGACGUUGAAGAAGAGACGUCGGAGGAGGGAAGUUAUAGUGAGCACAGCGAAGGAGAGCAGAGUGAAGAAGAAGAAGAAGAAGAAGAAGAAGAAGAAGAAGAAGAAGAAGAAGAAGAAGAAGAAGAAGAAGAAGAAGAAGAAGAAGAAGAAGAGGAGGAAGCCGGAUCGGAGUGGGAGACCUUGCCGGAAGAAGCGGCCCGCACAGGCACAGAGGCGGAAGAUCCCGAGGUGGCACGUAAGAGAGAAGAGAUCGCCGCCGGGAAAAGCCAGCUGGAGUUCGCUCGCGAGGCAAACCUGCGCAUCAACGACGACCCGAUCAGGGAUCCAGAUCCCCUCAAGCCCGAAGAUGGCGAACCAGCAGCCGCGGCUCCGAGCGCAUCGCGACGGAGACAGAGCCGAUCCCCCUCCCCUUCCACCCCAGUUCGUCCACGUACCGAUGCGGGGAAUCGGCCUUCGUCCCCGGUCAUUAUCCCGCCAGGUUCGAGUCCAUCUAAGGCUAUCCUAUGUGCACUGCAAUCGCAGGUGACAGAAAGGGAGCGGCAGUUUGCAAAAUUUGAGGUUUAUGUGCGACACCUAUGGGGCAUUUAUCAGACGAACGAUUAUUUUCCCAAGUCCAUUAGGCAAAGAAAGAUAACAGAAGAGCUCAAGAGGAACCGCAUUCAAGACUUUCUCAAGUUGCUGGCAAGAGAUCCAAGGCAGACUAUCGGACCAGAGUCACCACCAUGGAAGCUGUUCGAUGACGACGAGGACCACGGUGGUAACGACUACAAUACCAACGACGUCAACAAGAGCUACAACCAUAAGCCUUUGCUGCACAAACCUUUUGACUGCCAGGAGCUCAGAUACUGCAUUCAUCUGCUGACACCCAACAAACCACCUCCAAACGUCAAUGCAUGAACAACAAAUCAACACUACAAAGUUGGGCGAGGCCGCACACAGAAACAACAAUCUUGUCGCUGGGAGAAAUCGGUCGGUCAGACACUACCCGAUGCUAUCAGCCGUUGCUGCCAGGACGGUCAUAUCAGCAUUUCAGGAGCAUGCAGACUAACAUUUUUUUUUGGUUUUUCAUUUCUUAAAAAGAAUAUCUAGAUCUGUGCCUUUUUCAUUUCGACUCUCCAGAGUCUCCACUCUUGGCCGGGCACGGGAAUCCAGUGAGGCACAAGUUCCUGAGAUUGAAUGUUUCCGCCCUCUGACCACAUUGUACUGAAAGGCACGGACCAAUGGAUUCCGGUGUGUGGGUGUAUGCUGCGCGCCAAGCAAGUGUGGUGCGGGGUCGCCUCGCACAUGCCCUAUAACACACACACACACACACACACACACAUGCGAUGCUCUUCUGAGCACAGUGGAUAUUGCGGACGAGCUGAAAGGAAACACAGCAAGCUCUCCUCCACGACCUAACCAUGUUGAAGAGGAGUGCUACCUUCAAGAGAAACCUACCUGUCACUUUUUCUCACCUCCUCCCUCUUUUUUUUUUCUUUUUUUUUUCGCCUCACCUCCUCCGCAUAAGUGGAGGUGGUGGCAAGCCCCUGCUAGCGUACAUAAGCGAGAGAUUUGUAGGAUGAAAGACAAAUAAACUAAUAAAUGAAUACGAACAGG
Chara braunii is the source of this 3340-nucleotide messenger RNA. The record is from the annotation of a GenBank genome assembly. NCBI's taxonomy places the organism in Eukaryota, Viridiplantae, Streptophyta, Charophyceae, Charales, Characeae.